AUUUAUAAAAAGUAUAUUUUUAUUCCGAAUUUAUAGUGAGUAGAUAGAUAACCGUCAAAUAUAAGUACCUUAUUUGCAAAAAUGAAUAACGACAUGAAACUUUACCCUUCAACAAAUUUUCGCAACGAAAACGGUACUGGGGAUUCUAUGUGGAAUGCUCUUACUUUAAUUGCGAAUGAAAUACAAAAGUUUAGAUUGGAGUCUGAAGCAGGAAAGAAUCCCGUGCAUAAAAAUGAUGCACAUUUCGAAACUUUUUUGAAAACGAAUGCAACAAAAGUUCUAACAAAAGCAACAAAUUGCAGUAAUGCAACAAACGUUGAUACGAAAAAUAGCCAGCUGAAAAAACUAAAAGAGCACCUUAGGACCGUAUGCGAUAUUGCAAAAAUAGUAUUGUCAGCCAAAAACAAUGAAACGGAAAGUCUCAUGAAUAAACUGAAAAACUUAUCAAGGAUUAACGCCGAAAAUCUGAGUUUGAUACAACAAUUGCGAAUGGAAAAUUACAAUACGAACAACGAUGUGCAAUUUCUUAGUAACUUUAUCCAUAUGGCUUAUCAAAAACUACAGAAAAUGCGUAAUGAAAUACCUAGAGAUAUGCCGUUUAUGGAGGAACUGAAGAUUAUCCUACUCGCUUGUGGGCAAUACUAUCUAGACUAUUGCAACGCGCGCGAUCAAUGCGCUCAACUUAAACAACGCAAUAGAUUUCUGACAAGUAAACUAAACAUUGUAGAGAACAACUUAGCCGCUACUACCGAAGGAUUGCGCAAUCUUAGAAAUAUAAACAUGAAACUCAAAAUUAAAUGUGAUAUGCAUCAAAAACACGGAAAAGAAUUCUCGAAAAAACUUGUAAAUGUAAAAACGAGCGUUAAUGAAAAUAUUUUUUUAGGCGGUGGGAAUAAAAGUGAUUACUAUGGAUAUAAUGCGGGUAUACCGAAAGAUGUUGAAUGUAAACAAAAUAUAAAUAUUUCUAACAAAAGUCUAUGUUUAACAUCUCAUUUCGAAACUGUUAAUAAUCUCCUUCUAGAUCAGGAUAUUAUGUUGAAAGAAUUAAAGAAAUUGUAUUUAGAGGUUCGGCGAAGUUGUAAUUGA
Molecule: messenger RNA, 1086 nt
Organism: Cydia splendana
Lineage: Eukaryota; Metazoa; Arthropoda; Insecta; Lepidoptera; Tortricidae
Exons: 3
Coding region: 82-1086 (334 amino acids)
Source: RefSeq, a predicted model, not a curated record